Cucumis sativus (cucumber) is the source of this 899-nucleotide messenger RNA. Its product is annotated as pectinesterase inhibitor-like. Lineage: Eukaryota; Viridiplantae; Streptophyta; Magnoliopsida; Cucurbitales; Cucurbitaceae. Gene Ontology annotation, molecular function: pectinesterase inhibitor activity. The transcript has a single exon. Gene Ontology annotation, biological process: negative regulation of catalytic activity. Bases 168 to 716 code for a protein of 182 amino acids. The record is from RefSeq and is a predicted model, not a curated record.
UCUACAAAAUCUCUUUCUAAGGGUAACUUCUCCAUCUCCUCCAUAGAUUAUACCUUUGUACUCGGAGAGAAAAACAAAUCAUUUCUCUAAAUUUCAUCUAUAUAUGUAUAUAUACAAUAGUGAAAAGUAAAAAAAAAAAAGUAUUGUUCUUAUUAUUUUUUAAGAAAAUGAUCAGUUCCAAUUUGAAUUUUGGAGUUUUUCUAUUUGGUUUUCUUUUGUCCAAUAAUGUCAUUCCCUUGAAUGCUGAUACGAUACUAUCGAACAUCGACACUUUAGCAUCAAAUAUAUGUCCACAAACCAGUAAUCCAUCGUUUUGUGCAAGCAUAUUGGAAAAUGCAAACAACAUAGACUUGAAAGCUUUGAUCGCUUACAGCCUAAAACUUGCUCACACAAAUGCAGGAAAAUCUAUGACUCUAGCCAAAGCACUUGCAGUACUGACAACCAAUACUCUGCUUAAGAAACAAUAUUUGUUUUGCUUUGAGAACUACGACGAGGCGAUGUGUGACAUUGAAAAAGCUAAAAAUGAUUUGGUAUUUGGUGACUAUAGUGGUGUUAAUCUUGCGAUUUCUGAUGCAAUGAUGAUAGCUGAUGACUGUCAUGAUAGCUUCAAACAACCGUUGAAAGAUAUGUCAUUGCUUCCAAAUAAUACCAAGAUGUUGAAAGACAUUUAUAGCAUUAUUUUAGUUAUAUCAAGUAUUCUACCAAAGAAUAUAUAAUGAGAAAAACAACUCAUGUAAGCUCUUAUUAACAUUGUUAAUAAAUCUACUCUCACAUUAUUCAUCAAAUGCAUGCAAGAGAAGUAGAUUUUUUUUUUUUCAAGUCAUGUAAGAAGGAAAUAGAGAUUUACUUUUUGGAGUAGUGGGUGUGAGAGAGAGUGAUGGUUAAUGUUCAAAUUUAAA